Polyodon spathula (Mississippi paddlefish) is the source of this 4079-nucleotide messenger RNA. RefSeq names its product UDP-GalNAc:beta-1,3-N-acetylgalactosaminyltransferase 2-like. The coding region runs from base 99 to 1622 and encodes 507 amino acids. Gene Ontology annotation, cellular component: membrane. Lineage: Eukaryota; Metazoa; Chordata; Actinopteri; Acipenseriformes; Polyodontidae. The transcript is spliced from 13 exons. The record is from RefSeq and is a predicted model, not a curated record. Gene Ontology annotation, molecular function: hexosyltransferase activity.
UCCAGAUAUAGAGUUGUGCAGUGGUCACGUCUGCUUUAUUGUAGCUUGUGAUAAAGCCAAUACGUUAAAACGUGGCAUUUUUACAAAGGAAACUGUCCAUGCGAAGCUUAGCAUUACUGCUGUGCCCGUGUGUUGUCGCGGUAGUGGUGCACCUCUUGAUGGUUAUAAACAAAACCGCCUCGUUUCUGGACCUCCUGCCUACAGAGCUGGAGGUCAAACUUUACUGGGCUCCUACUGUAAACAAAGACCAACAGAUCCAGUCUUGUGAAGUUCUCGUGGGAGUACUUUCGGCUCGUCACAACUAUGACCUCAGAAACGCAAUAAGGAAUACCUGGCUUGGGCACCUGAAGCAGCAUCCUGAGUUGCAACAUCGCAUUCUUGUGAAGUUUAUUGUUGGCACAAAUGGCUGUGAUAUACCAGAGGAGGAUAGGGAGGACACAUAUUCAUGCAAGCUUCUCAAUCUCACUUACCCAGUGAUCGAGCAGGAAAUUGAGGCAGUGAGUUUACCUGACGAAAGUGCUUGCAUCCUUUCAGAGGCUUCUGUUGUCAGUGUUGAAUUUAAAGUCCUUCACACUAUAGUAAUCACCCGGCUUGGGGUAUUCCCAGAUGGAAAGGAUUUGGAUUUCAGAAGAAAUGUCACUGUCAGACUUUACCAGCUUGAGCAAGAGGAAGCUAUCAUUACUGCUCGGUUCAGCCCCAUAAGUUUUGGAGUCGCGAUCAAUGGACUGUGGUACAAACCUGUGGAGCAGUUCAUUUUGCCUAAGGGAUUCGAAGGCACACUUGUCUGGGAAAGCCUAGACUCUGAGGGCCUCAAUACAGCACAUGUCACUGGUGUUAAAUUUAACAGGGGAGGCGGUGUAUUGAGAAUUGCCACACUUAAAGAGGGUGUCUUACCACACCGAAGUACCCAGGGCGUUCCCGGACUGGCUGGAGGCUUUACAUACGCUAUAUACGAACCUGAGUCACUGUCUCAGAUGUUAAAAGGGCGUCCUGAGCGGAUGAGAAGUCACUCUGCUAUACUGAAGGAGGAGGACGCUUCACUUGAGGAGGAGAGCCGCACACAUCAGGACAUUGUUUUUGUUGACGUGGUCGACACCUACAGAAAUGUGCCUUCUAAACUACUGCGCUUUUAUGAGUGGUCUGUUAAAAAUACAGAUUUUGAUUUGUUGCUAAAAACUGACGACGACUGUUAUAUUAACAUGGAUGCUAUGAUAAAGAAGAUAAACCACAAAGGCUUGAAGAGAAGGAAUUUUUGGUGGGGAAAUUUCAGGCAGAGCUGGGCAGUGGACCGGACUGGGAAGUGGCAGGAGCUAGAGUAUGCAAGCCCUGCCUACCCAGCCUUUGCCUGUGGCUCAGGUUAUGUUGCUUCUAAAGACCUCAUACAGUGGCUGGCAAACAAUGGUGAAUACCUGAAGUCAUACCAGGGUGAAGAUGUCAGUAUGGGAAUUUGGAUGGCUGCUGUUGGCCCUCAUAAAUUUCAGGACAGUGGCUGGCUGUGUGAGAAGGAGUGCCAGCCAGACAUGCUUUCCUCCCCUCAGUACUCUGCAGAGGAGCUGGCUGAUCUGUGGAGCAGGAGAGUGUCCUGCAGGAAUCCGUGUGCUUGUCAGGAAGAUCAAGGCUGAGUUAGUGAGCCGAUCCUAUGGCAUCAUGAAUAAACAUGUCUCUUUAAAAUCCAUGGAUGAGAUGCACACCCCGGAAUGGAACGGUUUGAUCUGGCCUCUUUGUUAAAUUGAAUAGCUUGCUGCAGCUGCUGCUUGGCGGGGUAGUGUUUAAAGCAGUCCAAACUAGAUUUGUUUAGCGAUCUUCAUUAUGAAUUGAUACUAUGGGUAUGAUGAAUAAGGCCAGUGCCAAUAUUGAAGUUUGUUUUUGGCCUCUGGUUGGUGUGAUUAACCAAAGUUCUUUAAAACUUACCAUUGAAACAUUUCUAAAAUUUGAUACAAAGCUUUGUCCUUUUUUAAAAAAAAAAAAAAAAAAAAAAAAAGUUGAUGCAUGUCUACAGCUCCUUUUGUGUAGCAUUGUGGCUUAGGAGUUGAUGUGAUCAACCUAUAUAGCUUCAUUUUACAUAAUCUGUUGUACCUAGAUUGCAUCCACCACUUAUGUUGGGGUAAAUCCCAGGGUAACCACGGACAGGUGCUCAAUGCAAUCCAAGCCAGUUCCCCAGUCCAAAAUCCAGCUGUUGAUAUGAAAUAGGUUGAUAAAAUGAACUGCAUUAGUUUUAUGCUAUGAAGUCAAACCUAGAUGGAUUUCAGAAUGAGCCUUCAAAAUAUCCAUAGCCAGCAUUUUUAACACUGAUGUCUGCAAAUGAAGUGCACAUCCUUGAAAGUAUCAACUUCGGUUUCAUGGAGGACACCAUCAGAUAAUGUUAUUUUAUACAGUAAACCAGCCAAUUAAAAUGUAGAUAGUGAAGAGUAGGGGAUAAAUAAUAUUGCUAUUGAGAUUUACUUAAUGAUACAAUGAGUGAUGCAUUAAGAACUUUGUGUGUAUCUAAAGAAACAAUCAUGAAAAAUGUUAAAUAAAUUUUAUGUAUUUUGAUUUUGAAGAUUAACAAACAGAUGUCAAUUUGAAUAAAAUAAAGCUAUGCUACUAUGACAUUUAAUUUGAUUAUCUAAAACCUAGCGACUUUUCUAGAGGCUUCCAUUCUAGAGGUGCAUACUUGAUUAGUUUGUUCGUUUUCAGAAACGUAAUGAUCUCUAGAAUUAACAUUUUUGAAAACUGAAGUGCACUUUUUUGUAUCCUCCUUCAGUCACUGUGUAGAAUUGUAAACUGUCGCUUUUUGUUUCGGCUACUCAGUCAAGCGCUGGGAGUUGACCGCUUAGAGCCUGGAGGAAGGGCUUCCCUCAACCACGGAUUUCCUGGGGUUUCCCCCUAAAAAAAUUAAAAAUAGUGAGGUAGGAAGGUUUUUCCUUACCUGAAUGCUGAGCGGUUCGUAUUUAGCAGUUAUGCGGGGUGCGUGGUCGGGUUUGAGAUGCUGGGCUGUCUCCCUCGGUGCAGUCAUGCUCUCGGGGGUGGGCUGUGUCUCAGCUGCUGAUUUUCAUUAAAUUCAGUAUUUGGCGGUUAGGUGGCAGAGUGCCACCGUGGAGAGCGUUAAAUAUUUUUCAUUAUUCAGUCAUGGUUUGUCGGCCUCGUCAUUUCGGGGAGAGGUGGCUACAGCCACUUAUCUGCAGCACUGGGAUGCAUGUAUCUGUCCAGCCGGCCUCACGCAGGUAGCAGUCAGGCAAAUGUAUAUUUCACUAGGGCCCUGAGUGCCCUUCACAGUCAUAAAUCACCUGCAAUUGCAAUCGCUAUUCAUUUAAAUGGAUUCUCCGUGCUGAAUUUGUGAAAUCUAGUUUCUCAUCUAUUUGUGUUUUUUCAAAUUCAUGGUAGGAUAACUUCUCUCUCUCCCCAGUAGUCAUGAUUAUGCUUGUCAGGGGUUACUAUAGUCUUGAAAGACACAGUAAACCAAAGAUUUUGUUUUAUUUUUUUUAACAUGGUGUUUUUGUGAGUAGUAAAUGAAGGGCUCAGAACUGAAAGGUGUGUUUUUUGUUUUGCUUUUGCUUGUUUUUUUUUGCUUGCAGAAGAUGAUGCAAUAUAAAUCAUUUUUGUUUUGAAUUUCGUAACCCAAGUUAUGAGACUGACCUUGGGUUUUGAUUUUAUAUGGUGUGCAUCAGAUAAAUCAAACAAGCCACACUUUUUAUGUUGUCCUAAAAAUGCUUACUUUUUAUUAGAAUAAAACCAUAAUUUCAACCUCCGUCUUCGAAUUAUUUCGCAAAAUAAUUGGAAUAAAAUAAACACUUUCAUCUUUCAUUGAGAGAUAGAGGUAGAAGUGUUGAUUUUAUUCUAUUUUAAAAGUAUAGCUUGACUUGAAGAUCGCCAAAAUAUCACACAAAUUAAAACCAGCUGACAUUGUUUAAUUAAAAAUUAACAAACGGGUCAACUCUCGUUACCUUGAAUUUUAAAUAUCAAAUAAUAUAACCAUUUGGCAAACCUAAAGUACUUUUUCUGGUUCUUGGUUUUGAUGCAUCAGUAAAGAUUACACUAUGUAACACAAUUUUUGUUCCUGGGUAGUAAGUGUUAUUUCCUAAUUGCUUAUGCCUCAAAAG